Miscanthus lutarioriparius is the source of this 453-nucleotide messenger RNA. The record is from the annotation of a GenBank genome assembly. NCBI's taxonomy places the organism in Eukaryota, Viridiplantae, Streptophyta, Magnoliopsida, Poales, Poaceae.
AUGGAUCUAGGCGCUCCCCGACGAGGGCGCCUACCGAUCCACCUCUUUUUGGUGUCGCUCACCGUCCUCGUGGUCCUCACCGUGCGCUCCAGCGCCGAAGUCAUCACCCUCACCGAAGAGACCUUCUCCGACAAGAUAAAGGAGAAGGACACAAUCUGGUUUGUGCAAUUUUGCGUCCCCUGGUGUAAACACUGCAAGAACAUUGGAACACUAUGGGAGGAUCUGGGAAAGGUUAUGGAAGGUGAGGAUGAAAUUGAGAUAGGGCAAGUUGACUGUGGUGUCAGCAAACCAGUAUGCUCAAAGGUGGAUAUCCAUUCCUACCCAACAUUCAAGGUGUUUUAUGAAGGCGAAGAAGUAGCAAAAUAUAAAGGACCUAGGGAUGUGGAAUCACUGAAGAACUUUGUGUUGAAUGAAGCUGAGAAAGCAGGUGAGGCAAAGCUCCAAGCUGAUUGA